Coniophora puteana RWD-64-598 SS2 is the source of this 1241-nucleotide messenger RNA. RefSeq lists its product as uncharacterized. Gene Ontology annotation, cellular component: cytoplasm; cytosol. Gene Ontology annotation, biological process: tRNA wobble position uridine thiolation; protein urmylation. Gene Ontology annotation, molecular function: thiosulfate-cyanide sulfurtransferase activity; URM1 activating enzyme activity; adenylyltransferase activity. Bases 30 to 1229 code for a protein of 399 amino acids. The record is from RefSeq and is a predicted model, not a curated record. Lineage: Eukaryota; Fungi; Basidiomycota; Agaricomycetes; Boletales; Coniophoraceae. The transcript has 7 exons.
AUUUUGUUGAACGCACCCAUUCUCUGGCCAUGGCUGACGGCAUAUCUAAUGCGCUUCCCCUCGAGGACUACAGGAGAUACGGAAGACAGAUGAUCCUGGAUGGUUUCGGUCUUCCAGGACAAACAAGCCUGAAAAGAUCAUCUGUAGCAGUAGUAGGCGCGGGUGGCCUUGGAUGUCCCGCUCUGCAGUAUCUUGCCUCGGCUGGUGUUGGAAAGAUCACCGUUGUGGAUCACGACAGUGUCGACCUGUCGAAUCUCCAAAGACAGGUCAUUCACCGAGAAAGCUCUCUGGGCACAUCGAAGGCAGCUUCUGCCAUGCGAUUUAUCCAUGACCUCAACUCGACGAUUCAAGUGACAGCAGUUGAGAAUGCGUUGUCAUCUGAGAAUGCGUUGGCCUUACUUGGUGGACAUGAUGUCAUACUGGACUGUACAGACAAUGCACCGACGCGGUAUCUACUCUCUGACACUGCAGUACGAUUGCAAGUUCCCUUAGUCAGUGGUGCGGCCCAGAAAUUCGACGGUCAACUUUGCGUGUACAACUACGGGGCCGAUGGACCGUGCUAUCGAUGCAUCUUUCCGAAGCCCCCUUCUCAGGAAGCAGCCCCUCCAUGCGAGGAGACUGGGAUCUUGGGAGCUGUUACUGGUAUCAUCGGGACAAUGCAGGCUUUGGAGACUAUCAAGAUUCUUACAGGUCUACACGAUGGCAAGCCGGCGAUGCUACUGUUCUCAGCUCUCUCGUUUCCUGCCUAUAGAACCGUUAAAAUGAGGACGAGAAGGCCGGAUUGCAUCGCAUGUGGCAACAAGGGCGCCAACAUUGACCUGAUAGAGACUACGGAUUACAUUGCAUCCUGCGGUGGCGUACGGCCCAACUUCGAAGCUACCGGGCUUUUACCUGGAUCACCCGGUCAGAGGAUUCGAGUGCAGGAAUUGUACGACAUGGUGUUGUCCAACAGGUCGCCCUUUGUCAUUGAUGUCAGACCUGAAACAGAAUUUGGGAUAUGCCACCUUCCAGGUUCAUCCAAUAUACCACUACCUAGAUUCGUUGCCGAGCCGUCAUCACACAUACCUAAGGAUAGGAAGGACGUUUACUUCAUUUGUCGCUUGGGGAAUGAUUCUCAGAUCGCAGCUGAGGCACUGCGUGGUGUUAGCCCAGAACUAAGAGCAAUGGACAUCGUUGGUGGACUGAGAGCUUGGUCGAGAGAUAUCGAUUCCGAAUUUCCAGUUUAUUAGCUAUAAUACAAG